GAACACUGAUCCACAGUCCUUACCUGAUCAUCAUGAUGAAGCUGAUCCUUUCUCUGACUCUCAUCUGGGCGCUCUCCAGCACAGCUGGAGCCCUUCAGUGUCUAAGCUGCCAAAAUGAUCAGUGUACAAACCCACCAUCAUUAACAUGUUCUUCAGAGACCAUGUGUGUGACAGCUUCGAUUCAAGUUUCUUUUGUAGUUACAGUCCCACAAAUCAUCAAGACCUGUGCACCAUCCUCCGAAUGCCCAGCUACAGGCUCUCAGGCAUUUUCAUUUAACGCGGGUGUUUUGCAGGCAGUUGCAUCUCUUCAGUGCUGCGACACAGAUAACUGCAACACAGAAACUCUACCUUUCCCUCUUCCUCAGCCAAACAGCCUAAAGUGUUUCACUUGUGACCCCCUCAUUUCUCAAUGCAACUCAUCUCAAUUACAAUGUAAGGGAGCGGAGGACCGCUGCUUUAAAGUGAAUGUGACGAUUGGAGACAAAACUUCUCUGUUCUCUGGCUGUGCAUCUGCAAACCUGUGUGCACUUGGUGCCAACCUGAGUAGCCUACCUCUCUUGCAAGGUUUUGGUAACAUCAGUAAACCAUCCUGCUGUGAGACCAGUUUGUGUAAUGCUGUUACAACAAUUGCCAGUGACGCCGGCUGUAUGAGUCUGCUGCUGGGAGUCCUCAUCUUUACCCUCCGUUUUUUUGAAGCCUGAUUUUGGGUUUACUGCUCUCUUACAUCUGAAGUUGGCAGUUAGUGGGACUUUGUGGGACACAAAGGCAGCAAAGAAAUAGACACACAAACACACAUGUACACACAACAGAGGGGAUACUACCUUUUUCAUGGCUUUAAUUUGCUGGGUACAUAAUCAAAAAAGUUCAUAGAUUUUUUUAAUCAAACCUGAUUGAAUGCUGUAACAUUAUAUUAAAGUUGACGUUUUGUUGCAAAUUGUUCAAUUAUAUUACUUCAUUUUAGAAAAAUACUAAUAUUUGAUAUUAAUGUAAGAUUCAAUAUGAGAAGGAAAAAAAAUUGUCAUUAUUGUACACAUCCUUUAUUAUUGUUUAACCAUUUUUGUAUCUUACUAUCAAUUUUAUAUUUAUGAUUGGUGAUCUGCAGCAUUACCUCUGUCUUUAUCUGUCUUAUAUUUUUUUUUACUAUGUUUAUGGUUAAGCACCAAAACACCAAAGCUAAUUCUUUGCAUGUGAACCGACUUACCAAUAAAGCUGACUUUAUUUAAAACAAAA
Micropterus salmoides (largemouth bass) is the source of this 1230-nucleotide messenger RNA. RefSeq names its product phospholipase A2 inhibitor subunit gamma B-like. The transcript has 5 exons. The record is from RefSeq and is a predicted model, not a curated record. NCBI's taxonomy places the organism in Eukaryota, Metazoa, Chordata, Actinopteri, Centrarchiformes, Centrarchidae. The coding region runs from base 33 to 701 and encodes 222 amino acids.